Messenger RNA from Lithohypha guttulata, 600 nucleotides. RefSeq lists its product as uncharacterized. NCBI's taxonomy places the organism in Eukaryota, Fungi, Ascomycota, Eurotiomycetes, Chaetothyriales, Trichomeriaceae. Gene Ontology annotation, molecular function: catalytic activity. The record is from RefSeq and is a predicted model, not a curated record. The transcript is spliced from 3 exons. The coding region runs from base 1 to 600 and encodes 199 amino acids.
AUGUGCGAGAUAAGUGGAUACGGUAGCGAUGGUCCUUACAAGACGAAGAAGGCAUACGAUCUCCUUGUACAGAGUGAAGCCGGUCUGUUGAGCAUUACAGGCACUCCAGAUGAACCGUGCAAGGUAGGAGCCAGUAUCGCUGACAUUGCGGCGGGCAUGUAUGCCUACAGCUCAAUCAUGGCUGCACUGCUUCAGCGGCAGAAGACUGGGAAAGGGUGCCGGAUCGACAACACGACGCUGAGGUCACAAAACCGAACAGAGUUAUACCAGAUCAUUUGCGACAGAUUCAAGGAGAACACGGCAGUGGAAGUUGUAGAGAAACUGGAGAAAGCCGGAAUCGCAAACGCGAAACUCAACAGCAUGAACGAUGUGUGGGAGCACCCUCAGCUCGAGGCGAGAAACAGGUUCGCAGAGGUAGAGACUGAAGCAGGUUUCGUAAAAACCUCAAUACCACCCGGCAUGUCUGGUGAUGUACAGGCGCGUUUAGAACCUGUCCCGGCUAUUGGACAGCACAACGAAAAAAUUCUGCGCGAGUUUGGUCUUGAGAAGAAGACAACGCAACAAGAGAAAUCAGAGAAGGACGUGAAGAUGAGUGUCUGA